This is a messenger RNA of Cylicocyclus nassatus, 3057 nucleotides long. NCBI's taxonomy places the organism in Eukaryota, Metazoa, Nematoda, Chromadorea, Rhabditida, Strongylidae. The record is from the annotation of a GenBank genome assembly.
AUGUCGGUAAUAAUUCGUCUGCAAUUGUUACCGUUGUCCGCCGCUGCCGCUGAUGUGCGGGCAUUCUUCUCCGGUCUUCGAAUCCCGGACGGAGCCGUACACAUAGUAGGAGGUGACGAUGGCGAUGCAUUCAUAGGAUUCGCCACCGACGAAGAUGCAAGACAAGCAAUGCGACGAGAUCGUGGACAGAUUCAUGGACAGGAGGUGCGCCUAUACCUAUCGUCACGUGCUGAAAUGAAUGAUGUGAUUACACGUGCAAAGGCGGCUGUCUUAGGAAUUCAUGUUCCGUCACCUCCUCGAGCAGCUGCACCAGCUGCACCGCCAGUUAUUCAACAAGUAACAGAGCAAGCAAUUCCUGGUUUGGAUUACACAGCUCAAGCACAUCAUCCACCACCGCAAGCAUAUGCUACUCCUGUAGUAUCGGAACAAUCCAUGAAACCGUCAUCAUUCGCUCCUGAUCCAUCUGAAUUCAACAAACCACUGUACAUGCGUGGACCUCCUCAGCUACAGCAGCCCGCGCAUAUCCCGCCGUCUACUGCUGCUCCCACAAUACCAGCUCAGCCCCCAGUUGUACCUACCCAAAAUGGAGAUUAUCAUUCAGCACAUAGACCGGCUUAUCCAGCCAUUGGAGAAAGUUACCCUCCAGUACCUCAUCAUACACCGCAGAAUGCACGACCUCAUGCGCCUCCGCCUGCAGAUGUGACUCAGAACUAUGAUAAAAGAUUUCCUCCCAGAGCUCCCGAGCCAAAGGGCUAUCCACCAGCGCAGGGACCAUACAGACAUGACGAGGGAUUCUACAACAAACCACCCCAGCAACCUGAUGCUGAACCAGCUCCGAGAUUUUUCGGCACCCCGCCAAGAAAUCCGCAUCGUCCACCACCGCCUGGUAUGACUAUGCCUCCGGGCUUUGGACCUCCUAAGGAUCAUCAGGCUCCGGCUGGUCCACCGGCAGCGAAUGGACCACCACAUGGACGACCACCUUUCGGGGGUCCAAAUGCGCAGUUCCGUGGGCCACCAGGACCCCACCAAGGGCGGGGAUCAUCUGAAGAAAGUAUGGGUGGAUACCAUAAUCAGAAUCAGCCAGAAAGGUACAAUGGACCAGUUGCUAUACAGAAUCAGUCACCACAGCAGCAAGAUGAUCAUAGAAAACCCACAGGAGGGCCACCACAACGGGAUGCUUUUCCUCAAGACACUAAUAUUCGACAGCCACCAAAUGCCCAGGGUCCUCCUCCGUUUCAAAAUAGGCAGUCAGGACCACCAUCUCGCCCAUUUCCUCCACAGAGAGAUUCAUGGCGUACGGACAGUACUCCUGCAGCACAGGCUAAUGGACCCUCAUGGGAUAAUGCUAAGCCAGAGAUGAACCGCAAUGGGCCGAAUGCUGCACCUCCGUUCAGAAAACCACUGCUGAGCAACGCUCCAGUCGCGGCUUUCAAUGAUCCCUCCAAACCUGCGGGUCCAACUGGUGGACCAGGUCCACGUGUACCACUUCCAAACAGGAAUAUGGGCCCUCCCCAAUCCCACAUGAACAAAACUCCAUUGCUAGGUCCAAACUUCGGAGCAGGACCAACACCUUCCCGAAUUAAUGCUCCUAGUCCAAAAUAUGUUGAGCUGAGUCGUCUGCCAACUGAAAUGUUGCGUCCAGCCGUGCUAGAGCAGUUUCUGAGACCCUCCGUACCUUUACAGAUAUCAUCAGUGAAAGUUGUCUACAGUAGUCAAGGAAUUCAUAUGCAUACACUGGUCCGUUUUGAAAAUGCUGCAGAUGCUGAUUCAGUAGUUGCACGAGAUGGGGAGCAAGGAAUACGUGUUCGCCAGUCAUCCAAGCAAGUUUUCGAUGAGGCCGUUGAUGGCAUUCCGCCAGCUAUUAUCUCUAGUGCCGAAGCUCACAGUGACAGCGAUCGUAAGCGUGACGACCAUACUCGGCGUCGUACGCGCAGUCGUUCCCGUAGUCGAGAUCGCCGACGAAAUCGUCGCGAUCCUUCACCUCGCAAGCGACAAAGGUCCCGAUCACGUAGUCGCGAGCGUCGCUCUUCGAGGCGUUCAAGAAGCCGAUCACCAAAGCGAUCUCGAGCUACCUCCACAAGAUGGUGUCUACAGCUUACAAAUGUACCAUUCCGUUGCACCGAAGGAGAUCUCUACGAAUGGUUUUCCGAACGUGUCCGCCCGUCCAAAAUUACCCGCACCUUUUAUGCUGACGGAAAUGCCUCUGAUCGUUGGAUUGCCGAAUUUGAAAGCGAAUCUCUCAGAGAAAGGGCUCAAGGCAUUAAGCGUGUGCUUAUGGGUCGAGUGAUCAAGAUGGUCCACAUAUCUAAUGAGGAUGCCGAUGAAUUAAUGAAGAUUGAAGACGUUUAUGGUGAAAAGAAAAAGGAAAGUAGCGAGAAGCACAUGAACGAGAUGCCUCACUUCAAUUCCGGGCCCCCGCCUUUCCGUGGGCGAGGUGGAGGAGCGCCAACAUUCUUUCCAGCUCCUGUACGAGGUGCAAUGGGACCAUCUUUUGGACGUGGUGGCCCACAUGGUCCUCCUCCAAUGAUGGGAAUGGGAGGUCCUGGUUAUCGCGGAAGAGGCGGUAUGGGUCGUGGUAUGCCUUAUGAUUACGGUAGGGGAAGAGGACGAGGAGCAUUUCCUGGCCGCGGAGGUAUGCGAGGAAGGGAUGAUAAACCAUUCAUGCGUUCUGGUAGAGAUAUAAUGGAAAAUGGUGAAGAAAACAGAGAGAAUCAUCAGAUGGACAAAUCAAACGUAGCUCCAGUAGCACCACGUAGCCCAGAACCGCAGCCAGUAGCUGCCACGGAUGAUUUGGUUGCCUCAUUAGGUCCAAAAGGUACCGUAGUGUCUUGCUGUGGAUUCCCUUCUGAUGUAACUCUGGAAGAUGUGCUGGGAUUCUUCCAAGGUUAUACAGCUGAUCAGAACUCGGUACGAAUUCGAAUGGGUGAUGAUGGUGUGCCAACUGGAGAAUGCAUGUUGGCCAUAGAUACUGCUGAGAAUGCUUCCAAAGCUGUUUCUUCCUUAUCCGGAAAAAAGCUUCGUGGCCAGGUCGUAUCCUUGCAAUUGGCCAACCCUUGA